GGGGCCAUUAAAAUGUUCAUGCGCAGGAAGUUUCCGCGAAAAACAAAAUAAAAUAUUUAGUAAAUUAAUCUUUAUUUUUAGUUUAAAGCUCUAUGGACAACGAUGAUGAAAAAGCAUUGGCUUCAUAUAAAAAGCAACGGCUGAAAGCUGAAAAGAAAGGUAAUCUGGAAAAUGAAGCUCGUAUCUCCAAUUAUAUUGGUGACAUCUAUGAAAAAUAUGGAGAAUUUGAGGCUGCUAUUGAGGAGCAUGAGAGGGCACUGAGGUUGAGAGAAGUUCUCGGGAGAAAGAUUGAUAUAGCUGUAGCAUUCAGACUGCUUGGGGAAUGCUACUGUAAGAAGAAAGAUUACGAAAAAGCUCAUUCGUUACAUGAGAAGUAUCUCUCUUUGGCAAGAGAAUGUGAUGAUUUAGUUGAAGAACAAAGAGCCCUGACAACAAUUGGUAACACAUUUCUAGAACAAAGUAAUGAGAGGACAUUAUCUAUGAAAACUAGAAGGGGAGCCAGUAAAAAUGCUGAACAUGUCUACUUGAAAAGUUUACAGAUUUGUGAUGACCUGAAGGGAACCAUUGAUGAAAAGGAAUUUAUUGACAUGAAAGCAAGAAACUUUUAUAAUCUAGGUCUUGUAUAUGAGGGAUUAGAAGAUUCUGACAAUAGUAGACAGUACCUGAAUAAAGCUUUGUCUCUAUGUCAGAAGUAUUAUUUGACCGAUAUGUUGUAUGUAUGUCAGAAAGUGUUAGGAGAAAUAUAUCUAAGAUGUAACAAACUUGAAGAUGCUGGUAAAUUCCUGGAUGAUGCAAUCACUACUGCUAAGAAACUGAAGAAUAAACUAUUGGAGACUGAAGUUUUAUGGCUUAAAAUACAGGCUUUUAUAAAGUUGAAAAAGUACCAGUCAGCCCGCCACUUGUUAAAGAAAGCUAAUAAGAUUAACAAGAAUAAUGAAGAGGAAGUUUCUAAAAUAUUUGCUUGUUAUAAGACAGUAUUGUGUAUGGAGAAGACAAUGGACACCAUGCGAAAAGUGGGUAAAGAAGAUUUGGUUGGAAGGAUACCAUUGUAUGAUAAACUAGGAGAUUGUGCUGUAGAUCUGAAAAUGUUUGAUCUUGCCAUUAUCUAUUAUAACAAAGUGCUAGCAGCUAGUAUAUCAGCUAAUAAAGAGAAGAAGGAGUUGAUACCAACCUAUAUUUCCCUGGCUCAAACAUACAGUGAUUGUUUCCAGUAUGAUAAAGCUAUUGUUUACUAUAAGAAGGAAAUAGAAUGCUAUGGAAAUGAAAACCAAGAACAGGUUUGUAGAAGUUGGUUAAAUAUAGCAUCAUACGAGGAGAAGAAUGAUGUAGAUUAUAAAAAAGUCCAGAAUUCCUAUGUUAAUGCUCACAAUGCUGCUAAAAGAGCUGGUAACAGAAAACUGCAGUGUCGAGCACUCAGAUGUCUGGUGGAGCUGUUUAAGAUCAACAAAGAUGAGAAGUCACUGAAGAAAGCAUCAGAUCAGUUAGAUCAUGUGAAAACCAAGUAUAAUAUAACAGAUGUAGAAUAUGAGGAGGAGAGUCAGGUGAUGGAAGAUGAUGAUGAUGUGACAGACUUUAAUGAUAUGGUUAACAUGGAAGAAGAAGUCGACAUGUCAGAUUUUACAGAAUCUGAAGACGAUGAUGAGAUUGUUUUGAACACAGUGAGAAUGGCAAGACGGAAUGGUAAACGAUCAAAAGAACAAAAGAGAAAUGAUUUUGGUGAGACACCACUUCAUCGUGCAUGUAUUAAAGGUGAAUUACAGAAAGUUAAACAAUUGAUAUCUGAGGGUCACCCUGUCAAUGUACAAGAUAACAGUGGCUGGAUCCCGCUACACGAGGCUGCCAACAAUAACUGGUAUGACAUUACAGAGUACCUGUUGAAGCAUGGGGCGGACAUUAAUCAUAGAGGCGGACCUAAAUGUCAGGGGAUGACACCACUAAUUGAUGCUGCCAGUGUCGGGUGGCUGGACAUUGUAGAGCUGUUGCUGAAGUAUGGUGCCAAUGCUCUCGCCAAAGAUGAUCAUCAAAUGACAGCAUUAGAUCACUUGAUGAAGUUACGAGAAGAAAAUGACAAGCUUGAUAAGAAGACUGAGAUUCAGUUUAACAAUAUUGUAGGAAUAUUGAGAGAGAAAAUGCCUGCUUACAGAGGAACAACUCGGAACAAGGUUCUGUCACAGGCCAGACCAUCUGCCCUAGUGACGGAGAAUGAAGAUUAUGAUUUACCAACAAUCUCGCGUAAAUCUAAAACUGAGAAAAAAUCUCAGUCACGAAAUGAUGUGAUGAUAUACAGUGAUUCUGACGACUCUGAUGAUUCUUUAGUGAAAUGUUUGAGUGCCCGGAGGAAAAGUAACAGUCCUAUACAAACUGAAUCAGAAAAUGCUUAUGAAAACUUCUCAGAUGAUCCUGAUGAUUAUGAUCUGUGUGCUACAGAAGCUUACAAACAGGCAAUAUCUAAUGUUGGUCAAUCAGCAUAUAGAGCAUCUAAGUCUUCACAACCAAAGUCUUCUAGGAAACAAAGUAAUCAGGAUACAGCAGCUCUGAUUGCUGAGGAAGAAUUUAUUGAGAAUGAUUGGCUGAUAGAUGAUAUGAAACCAUCGAAACAGAGAAAAGUUGAUGUAAAUGGGUACCUAUCUACUGCUAAUAUACGUAAACGAAGUCGGUCAGGAUCAGUUAGUCCAUUACCUCACUCCGAUAGGUCAAAUAGGGACUCUUGUAGCAGUCAGAAGAAAAGAAUUAAAGUUAUUGACUCUGAUUCUGAGAGUGAGGCAGGAGUUGUGGUAAAUCAGCAGGACGAAGUGAGAAAUGAGGGUUCUAGAUUGACAAAUACAACAAAUAUUGAUAGUGAGGAGGAAUUCAAUAAUACUGUGAUAGGUGGAAAUGAUGUUGAUGUUUUAUUUAGUGACUAUGACUCCGAUGUAGAAAUAGUUCCGUCAAAACAAGAAACUGUUGCUACCAAAAUUUCUAGUGGUAAUUUUUUCGGUAAGAAAAAUCCUCAAAAACAACUGAAAUUGACAGAUUUUGGAAGUUCUGUAACUAUGUCAGCCAGAACACAUUUAAAUGAUAGACUGUGCUCUAGUGCUCAAUCAACUGAAAAUAGUGCAAUAAUUGUAAACCAGUCUAUGGGAGAAUCUGUUAGUGCUACCAGUAGGGAGAAGUCAGUAAAUAAUCAUUUAAAUAAUGUGAUAAGAGUUAAAGUGAACGUUGAAGGUGUUUUAUUACUGAUCCCUGUGGUAGACAAUGAUGGAACUAAAACAUUUUCCUGGCUUGCAGAGGAAGCGGCCACCAGGUAUUUUAAAAUGAAAGGUGUAAAAUUAAAACUGACUCUCGGCAAAGAUGGAGCACACUUUUCACCUGAUGAUCUUGUCAGUCUAAUGCUGAUAGAUAAUGACCUGGUAGAAAGUUUUGUACAAAGUAAAGAUGAACAGCCACCUAUGGCAGAAAGUUAUAAAAAUGUAUGCAGUGCACUCAAAACAGUAUGUUACAAGAAUAUAUCAACAUUACUACAGUCAUGUGAGGUAACCGGUAAGCUGUGUUUAGGUGACCUGGCCCUUCGCCCAACAAGAUUUCAACCAGUACUUAAAGCUAUACAACAUCAAACUUGCCUCAGGGAACUAAAUUUACAAGGAAACAGAAUUGGUGAUGCUGGGCUGGAGAACUUGUGUAAAGUGUUAAACACUAUACCAAAUUUAACUUAUCUUGGCCUAUCAUGUAAUGACAUCACUGUGGAAGGUUUAAAGUCUCUGUGUACAGCUGUUAAUGGAGAAAAUUGUAAAACUUUACAGAAUGUGACUGUAUUAGACAUAAGUCAUAAUCCUUUGUAUGAUGGUUGUCUGGUUGGUAUAUCUUCACUAAUACAAGGACUUCCACUGCUCAAUAGGUUAUCUGUGUCAUCGUGUAAACUUACAGGGAAACUCUUUCAAAAUGACCGACAACAGCUGACCGAAGCUUUACAUAGUUCAAGUUUACAGCAUUUUGAUAUUUCCUACAAUGUGCUUGGGUGUGUAGGAGUCGAACUUUUCUUGAAGUGUCAAAAUCCAGUAAAGAUACUCUCAUUAGAUUUGACCUCAACAAUAACUGACCAGAGGUCAUCACAGGUGUACAGACAACUGUAUAACUUUGCUAGUCAGGAUGGCUGUGCAAUACAAGAGCUAAUACUGUGUCAGUGUAACCUAGCUAUGGAAGAUGCUGAUUUUCUUAUUAGAUUACCAGCUGUUGUAAAGCAUUUACAGAAACUAGACUUGUCGAUGAAUCCCAAACUGACAAACCACGUCCUUCAGCAACUUUUUCAGUCAUCCGCCAGCAAUACUUCUAAUCUAGAAGAAGUUAUAGCCAAACAUUGUGGUAUCCAGUCACCGCUAUCUGUAGAAUUUCUAGAUGCCCUAACGGAGAAACUAUCUGUUGAUGUACCCUUACGUCUACUGGAGUUUACAUGCUUUAAGUUAGAGAAGUUAGAUGUUGAUAGUUUGACACAAGUUUGGAAAGACAAAUUUGAAGAUUUUGGAAAAGUUUCAUGUGAUGAAUACCACGUAAAACUUUCUGUGUGUGAUAGAUGAUGAUAUGUUGAUAAAAAGAAUUUUAUGUUUGCUUAAUGUUAAAGCAGCACGCCUCCAGAUUAAUGCUUAUUUUCAUGAAAAUUUUGAAAAUGAAAUAAAAUGUAUGUUAUUGUAUAGUUACCAAAAGGAAACAUUUUACACAUUAUUAAUGGCACUUACAACCCACGUUAAUUACAAAAAGAGGUCAAAAUAUGCAUAAAAUGCCCUCACUGCGUAAGUAUCGCAGUAGAAAUAUAGUUACACAGGAAAAUUCACCAAUAAUCGCUCAUAACAUGUAAAUUAUUACUUGCUUUACCAAAAUUCUUAGUACAUUUUUCACAAGUUUGAUUUAUUGAAAUAUUUUCGAUCAUCAGGAGACAUGGUGCUUUAAAAUAAGCACUGACUGAUGAUAUCAAAAUUAUGUCAUGUGCUCUAUAUAAAUUAUAUUUUUGAUUAUCAGUGUGCAUUUAAAGUGUAAAAAUUGACUCAACAACAUUUUGGAUGUAAAACAAAGAUAAUUAAUCAAUGAGAUCUUUUCAGUGUCUUUAUGAUUAUAUAAAUAUGUGACAGUUAAUUGUAAUGAUAUAUUAAUUAGGUAAUUGUAAUGAAAUCUUGUCUAAAAAAUUAACAAGCAUGCAAUAUAAAACACAGUUGUGUAUAAUUAUAUAAUGUACAAGUUAAACGGCAAUUGUUAAUGUUUGCAUACCAAAAUUAUACCUAUUUGAUGUGUAGUUGGUA
Messenger RNA from Ruditapes philippinarum (Manila clam), 5267 nucleotides. RefSeq names its product tonsoku-like protein. Gene Ontology annotation, molecular function: protein binding. The transcript is spliced from 25 exons. The record is from RefSeq and is a predicted model, not a curated record. The coding region runs from base 93 to 4550 and encodes 1485 amino acids. NCBI's taxonomy places the organism in Eukaryota, Metazoa, Mollusca, Bivalvia, Venerida, Veneridae.